AUGAACUCUCUAUCACUCUUGGCCUUCCUCUGCGCAAUUCUCGCCCAUUCCAUCUCCGUCUCUGCGAACUCCGCCGCGUAUCCUUCUAUCCCUGGCGUCGACACCGACGAUGACUGCUCCCUCCGCGGAGAAGGCGGCGCUCUGGUUCCUCCGCGACGAGAAGUGUACGACGAGGGCCGAAUCUUCGACAUCAGCCACCGGUACGUGCCUGAGAUGCCGGUUUGGGACUCGACGGAGGGGCUCGGACAAGACUUUCUGUGGCUUGGAACUAGCAUGAAGAAGGGCUGGCGCGCUAACAACUCCAUUUUUAAGCUUGGUGCUCACACCGGCACUCAUGUCGACGCGCCCGGUCACUUUUACGACAAUUACUACGACGCCGGCUUCGACGUCGACUCACUCGACCUAACAGUCCUCAAUGGCCUUUCACUUGUGGUUGAUGUUCCACGGGAUAAAAACAUUACCGCUGAGGUUAUGAAGUCCUUGAAUAUCCCUAGAGGUGUACGUCGUGUGCUUUUCAGAACUUUAAACACAGACAGGCGACUCAUGUUUAAGAAAGAAUUUGAUACAAGCUAUGUGGGAUUCAAGGAGGAUGGUGCAAAAUGGCUUGUAGAGAACACUGACAUCAAACUAGUAGGAAUUGAUUACUUAUCUGCUGCUGCUUAUGAUCACUCGGUUCCAUCUCAUCUUGCUUUUCUGGAAAGCAGGGAGAUCAUUCUGGUGGAAGGCCUGAAGCUUGAUGAUGUCCCAGUGGGAGUAUAUUCACUCAGUUGCUUGCCUCUUAGGUUGGUUCACUCUGAGGCAUCACCUAUUCGAUGCAUUCUGAGCAGAUGA
Sphenostylis stenocarpa is the source of this 831-nucleotide messenger RNA. The record is from the annotation of a GenBank genome assembly. NCBI's taxonomy places the organism in Eukaryota, Viridiplantae, Streptophyta, Magnoliopsida, Fabales, Fabaceae.